Molecule: messenger RNA, 786 nt
Organism: Malassezia globosa CBS 7966
Lineage: Eukaryota; Fungi; Basidiomycota; Malasseziomycetes; Malasseziales; Malasseziaceae
Exons: 2
Coding region: 1-786 (261 amino acids)
Biological process (GO): cytosolic ribosome assembly; ribosome biogenesis
Source: RefSeq, a predicted model, not a curated record
AUGCCGUACGUCUCGAACAUGCUAGCUAACAUUUCACAGGAUCAAUCUUCACUCACGAAUGUAUCAUUAAUUCGUCUUCGGCGAGGCGGCAAGCGCUUUGAAAUUGCCUGCUAUAAAAACAAAGUGCGUGAAUGGCGGGAGGGAGUCGAAAAAGAUCUAGAUGAAGUCAUCCAGAUCGAGUCAGUGUUUCUGAACGUGUCGAAGGGCCAGGUGGCAUCUAACGACGAUCUUCAAAAGGCCUUUGGUACGACUGAUGUGAACAAAGUGUUACUAGAGAUCCUCAAAAAGGGUGAACUACAGGUGGGAGAAAAGGAGCGGAGUCAUGAGUUUUCGAACUUGUGGAUCGAGAUUGCCACAAUUGUUGCGCAAAAGUGUGUGGAACCCAAGAGCCAAAAACCCUACACGGUCGGUAUGAUUGAAAAGGCUAUGAAGGAUGCGCACUUCAGUGUGAAGCCACACAAAGCGGCCAAGAUCCAGGCUCUUGAGGUCAUUAAGUUACUACAGUCCAAAUCCAUUAUUCCCUUGGAGCGUGCACACAUGCGCAUUAGUGCAACUAUGUCGGCCAAAGAAGGCAAGCGCCUGAAAGACAAAGUGGUUUCACUGUUCGCCAAAGUGGAAGAAGAAGACUGGUCAGAUGUCUGGGAAAUUGUGGGAACCAUUGAGCCAGGCUCGCUUCGCCAAAUCAAUACUCUCUUCGAGAACGAAGUCAAGGGCGAAGGUGGCGUUGAAACGCUCGCCUUUUCAGCCGUGGACCAAGACGAUGAGAAUGAAGGCGAUGACUGGUAG